Molecule: messenger RNA, 1029 nt
Organism: Trypanosoma theileri
Lineage: Eukaryota; Euglenozoa; Kinetoplastea; Trypanosomatida; Trypanosomatidae
Product: lipase
Exons: 1
Coding region: 1-1029 (342 amino acids)
Biological process (GO): lipid metabolic process
Source: RefSeq, a predicted model, not a curated record
AUGUUCUCUGUAUCUCGCUCUCGUUUGGCCCCAUCAGCAUUAUUGUUCCUUUUACUUCUGCUUUGCAGCUGUGGGGUUCACGCCGCGUACUCAGAGACGUUGGCGAAGUCUGCGCUGUUGUACUCAAAGGUCACGUAUUGCUAUGUUCCACAAAUUGGCAACUGGAGCUGUAUUGCCUGUGAAAAGCCUCCCAAGUUAAAGGUCGUGAAGCUAUUUACGAACACGACGUACGGUACUUUGGCGUACAUGGGUGUCGACGAAAAAGAGCGCGUUGUGAUAAGUUUCCGUGGCUCCCUGAAUAUAAUCAACUGGUUGGCUGAUCUUGACAUGUGGCCCGUCCCUUACCAGAAACCCAGUUGUUGGGGUUGCAUUGUACAUCGUGGGUUUUACAAUUCUUUCUUAUCACUGCGUGAUGAGAUGUGGAAGGAGUUGCUGAAGCUGAUUACUGAAUCCCCUAACCGCAGCCUCAAAGUCCUCAUCACCGGCCACAGUCUUGGUGGCGCCAUGGCGGUGCUUGCGGCGGCGGACUUCGCGUCACAGGGGUACCCCGACGUUAUGCAUCCGCCAAAGUUCGAACUGUACACGUUCGGUGCCCCGCGCGUGGGAAACAAUGCGUUCGCAUCGUGGGUGUCCGCGCUGUUCUGCCGCGGCAGACACAAGUCGUACCGCAUCACAAACAAUCAGGAUGUGGUACCCCAUCUUCCACCAAUGUUUUCUGGUUUUGAACACACUGGAGGGGAGGUUUGGUACAAUAGUGACGGUGUAGACAAAUACAGGAACUGCAGUGAUGUGAAGGGAAAUGUAUGUACCUUGAAACGUGUGGAGGAGGACUCCAAGUGCAGCAACAGAAUUGGUAUGAUUUCUGUGAUGGACCAUAUGAAAUACAUGGGUGAGCAUGUCUUGUGCUUCAACGAAACCAUGGAAGCUGAAAGUAAACAGAAGUCGAUGGAGAUCCCGCUAAAGGUGAAGACGAUGGUGACGGAAGACCAAGAGUACCAAAAAAAUUCAACACUUCUCAAACGAAAGUAG